UAGCCCCUUAUAAGAUGUCUAUGGUGAUGACUGUCUCCCAGUGAGAAAUAGGUCAACUCCAACCGAGGCGCCUCUGUGGUCGCGGCGCUUGAUCUAUUAACACCCAGGGCUUGCGUGUUUUGUUUUUGAUGCACAGGACCGACCAACUGUUCUCUGAUGCGCGAUAUUUUGCUGUCCCCAAUGAUCUUUCCCAGCGUGGGCCCCGGGUGAAGCCUCAACUCGGCUGUGGGAUUUAGCUGCUAGCAAGCUAACCGAGUGUAAACAAGAUGAAGCGGGUGAAAGGCGCCAAGAAGGACAGCAACAACUCCUCCAGCAAGAGCCCGCCCGAGGCUUGCAAGAAGAUCCGGAAAGAGUCGAUUGUGGUGUCUGAGGCCGGCGACUCGCCAGAUUUCAACUGGGCUCGCCUCCCCCAGGAGCUCCUCCUCCACAUCUUUCAGUACCUAACGCUGCUGGACCGGGCCUACGCCUCUCAGGUGUGCCGUGGGUGGAACCAAGCCUUCCACAUGCCUGAGCUGUGGAGAUGCUUCGAGUUUGAGCUCAACCAGCCCGCCAGCUCCUACCUGAAGGCCACGCAUCCGGACCUUAUCAAGCAGAUCAUCAAGAGGCACUCUAACCAUCUGCAGUAUGUUAGCUUCAAGGUGGACAGCAGCACCGAGUCUGCAGAGGCUGCCUGUGACAUUCUUUCACAGUUGGUGAACUGCUCAUUAAAGACCUUGGGGCUCAUCUCAACAGCCAGGCCCAGUUUCAUGGAGGUUUCAAAGUCUCACUUCAUCUCUGCUCUGACGGUGGUCUUUGUCAACUCCAAGUCGCUGUCAUCGCUGAAGAUCGACGACACGCCGGUGGACGACCCCUCGCUGAAAGUGCUGGUGGCCAACAACAGCGACACGCUCAAACUGCUCAAGAUGAGCAGCUGCCCUCACGUGUCACCAGCAGGCAUCAUGUGUGUGGCCGAUCAAUGUCACGGCCUAAGAGAGCUGGCGUUGAACUACCACCUUCUGAGCGAUGAGCUGCUGCUCGCCCUCUCCUCGGAGAAGCACGUACACUUAGAGCAUCUACGCAUCGACGUGGUGAGCGAGAACCUGGGCCAGCACUUUCACACCAUCAAGAAGAGCAGCUGGGACGCUAUGGUGCGCCACUCGCCCAAGUUCAACCUGGUCAUGUACUUCUUCCUCUACGAGGACGAGUUUGGGCCCUUUUUCACCGAGGAGAUCCCCGUCACGCAUCUUUACUUCGGCCGCUCCGUCAGCAAGGAGGUGCUUGGUCGGGUGGGCCUAUACUGCCCCCGCCUGGUGGAACUGGUAGUGUGCGCCAACGGUUUGCGCCCCCUGGACGAGGAGCUGAUCCGCAUCGCCAAGCACUGCACCCAAUUGUCGGCCAUUGGCCUGGGCGAGUGUGAGGUCUCCUGCAGCGCCUUCGUGGAAUUUGUCAAAAUGUGCGGCCGCCGCCUCUCACAGCUCUCCAUCAUGGAGGAAGUGCUCAUCCCGGAUCACAAGUACUCCCUGGAUGAAAUCCACUGGGAGGUGUCCAAGCACCUGGGCCGGGUUUGGUUUCCGGACAUGAUGCCUACCUGGUAAAAGACUUACUCUAGUGUGGAACUCCUGUGGAGUGAAGUGCAGGAACUAUAACGUAGAUUCCAAAGUCACGGAAGCUCUAAAUCUCAGAUGGUUGUCUUGAAUACGAGAAACCUGCUGUGCCUCAUCAAAAAUGGAACUCAUCGGGCUUUUUCCCUCGAGGAAACCUUUUUAUAAAAGAGUUUAGAGUAAUGACUCAGCACAUCAUUUGUUGCACUACCACUUAAAUUGCAGCUCUGCAGCACAGUAUAGAGACGCAGUUUUUCGACCGAUGAAGCCUGGAUUAUGUUUUAAUUUGACAUCAUCUCAAUCCGUUUAUAGCUCUUUUUGGGGAGUAAGCAGAUGGCGUGCAAUUCUUCGCAGGAGCGCUGUUGGCCGGUGUUUUACAGAGCGUCAACUUAAUGAGUAAUCAUUAUUCUUGUCGAACAUUUAUCGUAUUUUCUGGACUAUAGAGUGCGCCAGUAUAUAAGCCACACCCACUAAAUUGGGAAGAAAACAAUAUUUUUCCACAUAUUAGCCGCACCGGAGUAUAAACCGUAGAUUGUGUUGUGGAAUUGGUUAUUUACACAGAAGGAUUUUUGAAAUGUUUAAUUACAUACCUUAAUUGUUUCUACACGUUGCCUGUAUCACGGGAGUAAAAGGACUAAUUUUCACGGACCCAUAAACUGCGGAAGCUCGCUCUCCAAUCAGCUGAACAGACUUAACUCCAAACUAUAUUUUGGUGAAUUUAAUGGGGAAUUUUUUAAAUUGUAACCAUACAAAAAUAAUGCCACUGUAAGUUAAUAAUACUAACACAGACACUUGCAAACGACACUAGCUUUACAUUACAAUAGUGUGUAGAAAUUAGCACAAAAACAGUACUAUUAAACAUGUGACAGUUUAGUACGUAUGAAUUGUUUUAGUUAUAUUACUGUUACUCUAUUAUAAUACCAAAUGCCUGAUGUGGGGCCCAUGGGCAAAAUUUGGUCCGUCGUGUCAUUUUGUCUGGCCUGCAAAACAUAUUCAUACUACCCUCUUUCAAGAUGAACAAUCCUUGAUGGCAUUUCCGCAAGGCUAUACUGUAAAAAGUCUAAGAUUUCACUGUAUAAACGUGGCAGCACACUUGCCAGAAAUAUACGGUAAAAUACUCAUUGGUACCAUUUUGACUUUUACAGCAAUGCACUGUAAAAACGGGGCACUUACAUUUUAUAGUAAAAAUGUAGCAGCUCAGUGGCCAGAAUUUUGCAGUAAAAUAACACGUGUACUGUUUUUCCAAUUUCCAAUUUAAAAAUAGACAGAUUUUACAGUAAAAAAAAUGGCAGAUCAGUCAGUCACCAGAAUUUUACGUUAAAAAAAACAGUGGUACAGUUUUUCAAUGCACAGUAAUUUAUACUCCCUAACCCUCCCGAUUUUCCCGGGAGACUCCCAGGGUAACCAUUCUCCCGAUUUCCACCCGGACAACAAUACUUUAGUGUCUUCUCUCACCUGAAAAGGACACUAAUAUAUAUGCCUCUGUUAUCCAUAGGUUUAUCUAUAACCCAUAAUGUAGGCAGGCACGGAGCUAUUUCUCAGUGUGUGUUUAUUCCAGCCGGCACGGUAAUACACUGACACACAACAUCUGGAUUCCCAUCAUGCAUUGCUUCAAAACUACAGCAAGUAGUAAUGUCCAAAAACGAAGCAGAAGAACGAAGAAGAGACAUGGCGACGACGAGUAAGAAGACGAAGUAUGCUUUCAAGUUCCAAAAUGAUUGGAAAAAAAUAAUUUCAGUUCAUCCAGGACAGCUCGAGGCGGAAGGGGCAUGCUGCCUGCAAAUUUUGUACAUCAGACUUUUCCAUUGAACACAGUGGUCGAACGGAUAUACUCAUUCAUGAACGGAUGAUAUAUAUACGGUGAAGAAAAUAAGUAUUUGAACACUGCUAUUUUGCAAGUUCUCCCACUUAGAAAUCACGGAGGGGUCUGAAAUGUUCACGGUAGGUGCAUGUCCACUGUAUAAGAGAUAACCUAAAAAGAAAAAUCCAGAAAUCACAAUCUAUGAUUUUUUAACAAUUUAUUUGUGUGAUACAGCUGAAAAUAAGUAUUUGAACACCAACAUUAAUAUUUGGUAAAGUAGCCUUAGUUUGCAAUUACAGAGGUCAAACGUUCCUGUAGGUUUGCACAGACUGCAGGAGGGAUUUUCGCCCACUCCUCCACACAGAUCUUCUCUAGAUCAGUCAGGUUUCUGGGCUGUCGCUAAAUAACACAGACUUUCAGCUCCCUCCAAAGAUUUUCAAUUGGAUUUAGGUCUAGAGACUGACUAGGCCACUCCAGAACCUUGAUAUGAUUCUUACGAAGCCAUUUCUUGGUUAUCCUGGCUGUGUGCUUUGGGUCAUUGUCAUGUUGGAAGAUCCAGCCAUAACUCAUCUUCAAUGAUCUGACUGAGGGAAGGAGGUUUUUUGCCAAAAUCUCACAAUACAUGGCUGCAGUCACCUUCUCCUUAAUACAGCACAGUCGUCCUGUGCCAUGAGCAGAAAAACACCCCCAAAGCAUGAUGCUACCAUCCGGAUGCUUCACAGUAGGGAUGGUGUUCUUGGGAUGGUACGCAUCAUUCUUCUUCUUCCAAACAUGUAUAGUGGAAUUAUGACCAAAAAGGUAAAUAUUGGUCUCAUCUGUCCACAAAACUUUCUCCCAUGACUCUUCUGGAUCAUCCAAAUGGUCAUUGGCAAUUUUAAGACGGGCCUUAACAUGUUCUGGUUUAAGCAGGGGAAACUUUCUGUGCCAUGCAUGAUUUCUAACCAUGACAUCUUAGUGUAUUACCAACAGUGACCAUGGAAACAGUGAUCCCAGCUCUUGUCAGGUCAUUGACCAAGUUCUGCCGUGUAGUCCUGGGCUGAUUCCUCACCUUUCUUGGCAUCAUUGAGACCCCACGGGGUGAUAUCUUGCAUGGGGCUCCACUUUGAUUGAGACUGACCAUCAUGUUUAGCUUCUUUCAUUUUCCAAUGAUUGCUCCAACAGUGAACCUUUUUUCACCAAGCUGCUUGGCAAUUUCUCCGUAGGUAGCCCUUUCCAUCCUUGUGGAGUUGUCCAAUUUUGUCUCUGGUGUCUUUGGACAGCUCUUUGCUCUUAGCCAUGCUGAAUGUUUGGGUCUUACUGAUUGUAUGGAGUGGACAGGUGUUUUUAUGCAGCUAACGACUUCACACAGGUGCAUCUGAUUCAGGACAAUGCGGUGGAGUGGAGGACUUUUAAAGGCGGACUAACAGGUCCUUGAGUGUCAAAAUUCUAGCUGAUAGACAGGUGUUCAAUUACUUAUUUUCAGCUGUAUCACAUGAAUAAAUUGUUAAAAAAUCCUAGAUUGUGAUUUCUGGAUUUUUCUUUUUAGGUCAACUCUCGUACAGUUGACAUGCACCUACCGUGAAAAUUUCAGACCCCUCCAUGAGAACUUGCAAAAUAUCAGGGUGUUCAAAUACUUACAUAUAUAUUAGGGCUUUCAACCCGCAGCACCUGCAGUAAGCACAACCAUAGCACAAUUACACACCUUUCCAGUCUGCAGGUGUUGCUACUAUUAAGGUUGUUGUAUACAAAAAAAAAAUAAAACAAAGAAAAAAAUCAUAGAUUAGCAGCACCUUUUGUAUAGGUUUGUAGUUUAGCUUUGUUUGUCGCAGGUAAACAAUGGCAGUUAAAUUACGAAGCUGGAAUUCAUCAAUUUUGCAUCACUUACUUUUAUCGCUAACAUUGUUCCCCAAUUGUUCGGAAAUAAUGUCCUACAAUCUGACCCAUAAGGCCUCUUGUGUGGAAGAGUACGGCAAGCUACACGGGAAAGUUUGGAUGGGAAGCAGCGGGCCAUGACGUAAGAACAUAAUCUAGGCUUCAGGCGGAAGGAAGACUGUUUGGAUCUUGACGCCGUAACAACAAACAUGGCCAUAGGAGAUCUAAGUUAAUAGAAAUAUGUAAAUAUAUACAGUGGGGCAAAAAAGUACUUAGACACCGAUUGUGCAAGUUCUCCCACUUAAAAUAAUGACAGAGGUCUGUAAUUUUCAUCAUAGGUACACUUCAACUGUGAAAGACAGAAUGUGAAAAAAAAAAAAUCCAGGAAUUCACAUUGUAGGAAUUUUACAGAAUUUAUUUGUAAAUUAUGGUGGAAAAUAAGUAUUCAAAGCUCUCACUGAUGGAAGGAGGUUUUGGCUCAAAAUCUCACGAUACAUGGCCCCAUUCAUUCUUUCCUUAACACGGAUCAAUCGUCCUGUCCCCUUAGCAGAAAAACAGCCCCAAAGCAUGAUGUUUCCACCCCCAUGCUUCACAGUAGGUUUGGUGUUCUUGGGAUGCAACUCAGUAUUCUUCUUUCUCCAAACAUGACGAGUUGAGUUUAUACCAAUAAGUUCUAUUUUGGUUUCAUCUGACCACAUGACAUUCUCCCAAUCCUCUGCUGUAUCAUCCAUCCAUCCAUUUUCUACCGCUUAUUCCCUUUAAGGGUCGCUGUCGCCUAUCUUAGCUACAAUCGGGCAGAAGGCGGGGUACACCCUGGACAAGUCGCCACCUCAUCGCAGGGCUGCUGUAUCAUCCAUGUAUCCAUUUUGGUAUGAACUCAACUCGUCGUGUGUGGAGGAAGAAUACUGAGUUGUAUCCCAAGAACACCAAACCUACUGUGAAGCAUGGGGGUGGAAACGUCAUGCUUCGGGGCUGUUUUUCACAUUCUGUCUCUCACAGUUGAAGUGUACCUAUGAUGAAAAUUACAAACCUCUGUCAUCAUUUUAAGUGGGAGAACUUACACAAUCGGUGGCUGACUAAAUACUUUUUUGCCCCACUGCAUACAUGUGUGUGUCAUGUUAAUGUGUACAGUGUUAUUCCACGGUAUGGACAUGUUCAAUUUGCUUAAUUUUUUUGUUUUUCUUGGGUUUUUUCCAUGCAAAAGUGUGUCGGUUUUACAGACAGUUUGUGGUAAAGGCGGAUAUUCCCGACGCACUUUAUGUGAGUGAAUAUCAAAUGGCGCUAAUUCCUCCUGAGGAAGCCAUCCGAUAAAUGUAUAGAAAUCUAUGACGUAAUUAGCGAGAUUGUUUUUAAUUAGCCAAGUCGCACAACUUCGCCCGCACUUUCAGGACAUUUUCGUUUUAAGGUUGUUGUUUUUUUAUUAUCUGUGCAUGCUGCUUUUUGUCUCAUCACGUCUGAAAUCAUGGCAGGUAACAGCUGCCGCUCGGCCUGGGCUGGUAGGCAAUAAAUCGAUUAAUUGAGUGAUAAAUAAAAAGGAACCCGAUAACUUUG
This is a messenger RNA of Nerophis ophidion (straightnose pipefish), 6783 nucleotides long. RefSeq names its product F-box and leucine-rich repeat protein 3a (gene fbxl3a). Gene Ontology annotation, cellular component: cytosol; SCF ubiquitin ligase complex; nucleus. The coding region runs from base 267 to 1574 and encodes 435 amino acids. Lineage: Eukaryota; Metazoa; Chordata; Actinopteri; Syngnathiformes; Syngnathidae. Gene Ontology annotation, biological process: SCF-dependent proteasomal ubiquitin-dependent protein catabolic process; G2/M transition of mitotic cell cycle; entrainment of circadian clock by photoperiod. The record is from RefSeq and is a predicted model, not a curated record. The transcript has 5 exons. Gene Ontology annotation, molecular function: protein binding.